Parnassius apollo (apollo) is the source of this 375-nucleotide messenger RNA. Lineage: Eukaryota; Metazoa; Arthropoda; Insecta; Lepidoptera; Papilionidae. The record is from the annotation of a GenBank genome assembly.
AUGGAAGAAUCUAUAAAUAUGGAUAACCAAAUAAUAAAAGAAGAUAUACAUCAAACUGACAAGAAUUCAAAGAAAAAAGAGUAUUAUGUAUUAGGAGAAAAAGUGUUGGUAAGAUACUAUCAAUCAAAUAAAUGGAAGUACUAUGUAGGAUUAAUUGAAAGUGUUAACGACAAUUCAAAAACUUUUAAUAUAUCUUAUUGCAAAUGCAUAAAAACAAAGGAUUCGGAUGAUAUUAAAUUUAUUAAACCUAAGUUCUUGGAUCGAGAUAUAGCCGUACCAGAAAGUAACAUUGUUAAAAUUAUAGAACUUUUACAAUUCAAUGAAAGUCCUGAAGAAUAUGCAUUAAUGUGUGAUAAGGACUCUGUGUACCUUUAA